AGGUGUGGUUAAAAUUUUCAGCCCCGCCUACCCACACAGCAGCAGGUGUACAUGGCGCCCUCUUGGUGAGCCUGAGAGUAGAGAAUCUCCUGCCAUCUUCUUCUCAGGAUGCCAAGAAGUAGAAGUAGAAGUCGUUCAAGGGAUCGAGGGAGGAGGAGAAGGUCUCGUUCUUAUUCCCCCCGUGGGCGGGAGAGAGAUAGGCGGAGUCCUGUGAGACGUAGGGAUGAUAGAGUGAGGGGGCGGAACGAUUGGGACAGGAGACGGGACCGAGGGAGAAACCAGUAUCGGAGUUAUGGUGGGCGUGGUCGACCCUCGUCUCCAAGGGGACGUCCCAGUAGGAGGAGAUCAAGGAGUAGAUCGAGGAGUCGGGGUCGUAGGAGCAGUACCAGUAGUGAUUCCUCUCGUUCCUCUUCCUCUGGAUCCUCCUCACGCUCAUCUCGCUCCAGCUCAGGAAGCAGCAGUAGAAGCAGCAGCUCUAGCAGGAGCCGAUCGCCUUCUCCGAGCAAUAAGAAGUACUCAAAAUCCUCAGCUAAACCUGAACCAAAGAAGACCAGUCAAAAAGAGGAAACAGACACUCCUAAGACAACUACACCUCGUAAAACCUCUCCAACCAGACAAGAGAAGGAUAAAGGUGUUCCCCCUCCUCCUCCUCUUGCUCCUCCUCCUCCCACUUCAAUAAAGCAAGAUCAGGUAGGAGAAGAGGAUCAGAAACCACGUGCUAACAUUCCUCCUCCUCCUCCUGCUGGACCUCCUCCCUCUGAUCCAGCUGAGGAUAAGAAGGUUGUCUCUGAUAAAUCAGAGGCAAAGGAUGUCUCGCCAUCUCCUAGCGUAGGGUCUAGGCGCUCGGGUUCUAGAUCGAAAUCUCGUUCUCGUUCCAAGUCUGGUUCAAAGUCUCGUUCCCGUUCUCGUUCCAGUUCUUCCCGUAGCUCCUCCAGCAGUGCUGGUUCUCGUAAGAGGUUCUCUCGUGUUAAAGGCUCUCGCUCGCCCUCUCCCUCCUCUCCAAAGCGCCGCAAAGAGCGUAGCCCCACCCCCAAACCAACGAAAGUAUUUGUUGGCAAGUUAACUCGUAAUGUUACCAAGCCACACCUCAACGAGGUAUUCUCAAACUUUGGCAAAGUCAAGAACAUUGAUCUUCCUCUUGAUAGACUUAAUUUCCUCCCGCGUGGUCACGGCUACGUUGAAUUUGACACUCCUGACAAUGCCACAGCUGCUAUGAAACACAUGGAUGGUGGAUGGAUUGACGGUCAGCAGGUUACAAUACAGCUGGUUCUCCCCUCAAGAAAUGAGGGAAAGCAUUUCCGUAACUUUUCUCCGCCUCGUAGACGCUAUUAUCGGUCUCCACCUCGUCACAGGGGUGGGGCCUGGAAAAGGAGCCCACCACGUCCUCGCAAUCGGUCUCCUCGCAGGUCACCUCCGAGACGUAGACGAAGUAGGUCACGGUCUAGGUCACCACGUUAGGCUCUUGUGAGUGGUGCUAGCGCCCGUGACCUGAACACUUUACAUUAUUUUUGUUUAUGAAGACUUUUCUUUAUUUGAUGUCUCUCACAAUUAUAACUUUUUCAUUUCCUUUCUUUUCCCUCUCUCUUAGUCUCACUUGCUUCACAGUAUGCACAAGUUUUCUUUAUAUAAGAAUGACAUCUUCUAUAGUCACUUUA
Molecule: messenger RNA, 1655 nt
Organism: Amphimedon queenslandica
Lineage: Eukaryota; Metazoa; Porifera; Demospongiae; Haplosclerida; Niphatidae
Product: RNA-binding protein with serine-rich domain 1-B-like
Exons: 3
Coding region: 109-1458 (449 amino acids)
Biological process (GO): mRNA splicing, via spliceosome
Cellular component (GO): ASAP complex; cytoplasm; nucleoplasm
Molecular function (GO): RNA binding
Source: RefSeq, a predicted model, not a curated record